GAACCCUUCAUUGAAGCCCCAGGGGUUCUCGUCCUAAUAAACACAGAUUAGCCAGGCGCGUGCACAGAGGGUGCGUGUGACCCCCUUGGCCGGCAAAAAGUGUGUCAUUUCUUGUUGAAGGAUCAUCAGAUAAAUUGUUUUCCCAUAGACGGCCAAAGAUUGGGUCAUUUCUUAUUGAGGAAUCGUCAAAUACUAUCCUUUUUCCAUAUGAUACCUAUGACUUCGCACCCCCCAGCCACAUAUCUUUCUGUCUUGCUCAUAUUUGAUCUAUCAUAAGAUCACGGGGCUUCUGUGGUUUUCGCAACAGAAAGGGACUGCGUAUAAGCAAUAUUUUCGUUCUCCCAUUUUGCCAGCUCUCCAAAUAAUAUUUCUGUUUUGAAAAAGAAUAACAAUAAUAUCCUACUCCUAAAGGAAUAACGCUAAAAGCACAUGGGUCUUGUGUGCUCGCGAAUUUUUCCUUCUUCGGUAACCAUCAAUGGACGAAGCUAUCGCGUUGUCAAAGAUUUGGGCGAAGGAGCGUUUUCUUAUGUUUGCCUGGUUAGACAAGGGAGGAGGCAGUUUGCUUUGAAAAGACUGAGGCUCCAGCUACCUGAACAAGAAAGAGCAUUUGAACGAGAGGUUGAAGCACAUCGGAGCAUAGACCACCCAAAUGUUAUGGCCAUGCAUGAUGUAGAAAUCGUUAGUAAGAAGAAUUACAAGGAAGCACGUAUGCUUCUUGAUUACUAUAAGGAAGGAACCGUUCAAGAUCUUAUAGAGAGGACUCAUGAUAGAGGCCGCCACAUUCAGGAGCUGGAGAUUCUUCACAUGUUUAGAUCAGCUUGUGAAGCAGUAAUGGCUUUUCAUGACCUCCAACCGCCACUUGCACACAGAGACCUCAAGCCUCACAACCUUCUUAUUGGGCCCAACAACACUGUCAUCAUCUUUGACCUUGGCAGUGUGACGAAAGCAAGGGUGUCGAUUACUUCAAGGAGAGAGGCAUUAGCAUUGCAAGAGAGGUGUGCAUGCGAAUGCACUGCUGCCUAUCGAGCGCCAGAGCUUUUUGAAGUUCCAUCUCAGUGUGAAAUCGAUGAGAUGACGGAUGUAUGGUCUUUGGGGUGCACACUCUAUGCAAUGGCCUAUGGGGAUAGCCCAUGUGAUGGAUCAGCACUCUCCGCCCUAAGUGGUAACAUCAGGAUUCCGACAGACAGCGUUUAUUCCAUGGAGCUCAACGGCCUGAUUCUCGACAUUCUACAGGUGGACCCCACCAAGCGUUUGUCAUUACGCCAGAUCCUUAGACGCCUGGACAACCUUGCCCCUCCCCGGACAGUUUUCAGUUGUGACACUGAUCCUGCCAGACAGACAUGUAAAUAAAUUACAAGAGUACAUAAACGCUGAAUCACAAAGCUUGCCUGACCUGGUAUCCCCACUGUCACGUAUAGGAGUACAGCAUGGGACACCCGUGCAGAUCCUUUAGUAGCGAUGAAUAACUCAUUUGGAAAUGAAAAAAUGGCCACUAUUUGUUAUCUUAUACAAGCUAUCAUGUUUUCAAAAUUUCUGAUCUCUACAUUAACUACAAUCUACAAAGUUAGUCCAAAAUUGGGUCUAGAAGUCUCUUCUCUUUCUAAAAAUCUGGCUUUGCCCCAGGCUUCUCUAGGCUGCGCUGCCAUGUCUUAUGACGUCACCCAUUGAUUUCCCGCUAGCUCCAGGAGCUCCCCCAGAUUCUCAAUGUGUUUAUUCUAUUGUUCCAUCUAAAAUUUAAGUUUUAGUUUUACAGCACCUAAUCUUCGUAGCAAUUUGCAAAAAUAUUGAUGUCUUUCUUGGCGCGUGCAGUUCCCACACAGCCUGUUACUCCGCAAAAGGCCCCUUGUGUUUGCUAUGCGCGAGUCGUAAUGUUACCGGGUGGUAUUUUGGGUUAUUUUAGAUUUUGCAAAGAUUUUAAGUAAGCGAUUUUGGGAUUGCGAUUAUAAUUGUUUUACGGAUUGUUUCUCAAACGUGAUUCUAAUUCGAUCCGUACACGUUUAGGAAUUUACUUUCAACAUGUUUCAAAUUCCUUUAGAUUAGUAUCAAUAGCUUGAUAGUGCUAAUUGAAUCAAGUAAGCGUCCUUUUACCAUUUCCCAGGAAGAUUAGUUUCUAAAUUUGACAGGACAAUGGACGCUGAGUAAUUUGAACGGUAGUAAAUGUUAGCGUCCCUAGAAAAAUGCGCGUCCCCAAACGAGUAUAAAAGCGGCUGUUUUUACAGUAUCUGUUAGUUUUUUUUAGUUUAGUACCGUUGAGCAAAGGAGACGCAUUACUUGCGCGGCGUGAUGCGGGAGCGAGAUAUGCAGUUGCUCAGGGAAGACAGUCAGCAGAGAUAAGCUACAAGCUUAGAGCGCUGUCCGUACGAGCCUGUCAUGCCAGUUGUGUUCAGUUUGAUUUACCGGUUGUAAGUACUUUGUUUUUAAAACUAGCCUUUGGCUUAGGUCACCUUUUCUCCGGAUUUGACUAUGUUUGUUAUCACUUAAAAUUUAUUAUUUAAUUUGUUAAUAAAUCCUUUAUAAGUCCA
Nematostella vectensis (starlet sea anemone) is the source of this 2522-nucleotide messenger RNA. RefSeq names its product probable serine/threonine-protein kinase DDB_G0291350. The transcript has 11 exons. The record is from RefSeq and is a predicted model, not a curated record. Gene Ontology annotation, molecular function: protein serine/threonine kinase activity; ATP binding. Gene Ontology annotation, biological process: protein phosphorylation. Gene Ontology annotation, cellular component: cytoplasm; Golgi apparatus. Bases 430 to 1350 code for a protein of 306 amino acids. NCBI's taxonomy places the organism in Eukaryota, Metazoa, Cnidaria, Anthozoa, Actiniaria, Edwardsiidae.